AUGAUGAGAUCUCUUUCCUUGGUAAGCCUUCUACGUCGAUAUGACAUUCGAUACGAUCCCAAAUCUCACCGACUCCGCUGCCAAGGUCACAUUAUCAACCUUGCCGCCAAAGCUUUCCUCUUCGUUACCGAUAAUGAGAAGCUCAAAGACGACGAACGUGAUGGGCAUAAUGUGACACUAAAAGAGAUCGAGGCGUGGCGGAAAAGGGUCCCCUUGGCAAGCUCCACAACUUCGUGGUUUUCGUCCAAAGUAGUGUUCAGCGUCGCCAAAAGUUUCUGGCCAUCAGCCAUAAUCGCAAGCUUGCGCGAGAUAAUGACACGAGGUGGAGUUCGUGGUACACCAUGCUACGAGCGGCCUUGCAUCUUAGAGGCGCAGUCGAGGGAUAUUUCAACAAAUGGGUGGAAGGAGAUUGUGCCGGAGACGAGCUCUCCCGAGGAGUGGGUCAUCCUCGAGAAGAUCAAGUCUUUCUUGGAGAAGCUUAAAAUGACGACAAAGGCCCUUGAGUCAUCGUUUGCAACUCUUGACAAUGUUCUCUUGGCUAUGGACUUCGUAUUGGCGCAAUUCGAAGCAGGAAAAGAGGCACAUAUCGACGAUCCGAUUAUGGCACCAAUGUAUAACUCGGGCUGGGCGAAGAUGGAUAAGUACUAUUGUCUUACUGACGAAUCGCCUGCCUACGUCGCUGCGAUUGUGCUUCACCCUUCGCAUAAAUGGCACUACAUACACGAAAACUGGAAGAAGGAGGGCUGA
Hirsutella rhossiliensis is the source of this 747-nucleotide messenger RNA. RefSeq names its product transposase-like protein. NCBI's taxonomy places the organism in Eukaryota, Fungi, Ascomycota, Sordariomycetes, Hypocreales, Ophiocordycipitaceae. The record is from RefSeq and is a predicted model, not a curated record. The coding region runs from base 1 to 747 and encodes 248 amino acids. The transcript has 2 exons.